Plasmodium relictum is the source of this 7233-nucleotide messenger RNA. RefSeq names its product DEAD/DEAH box helicase, putative. The transcript has 2 exons. The coding region runs from base 1 to 7233 and encodes 2410 amino acids. Gene Ontology annotation, molecular function: nucleic acid binding; ATP binding. Lineage: Eukaryota; Apicomplexa; Aconoidasida; Haemosporida; Plasmodiidae. Gene Ontology annotation, cellular component: cytoplasm. The record is from RefSeq and is a predicted model, not a curated record.
AUGAAUUUAGUAAAUGAUGAUUAUAAACAUAAAGGACUAAAAGAUAUGAAAGAUUUAAAAAUUUCAGAAGAUGAAAACACAAGAAGAUACUCAUCCAAAAAUUGUGAUGGAAAUGAUUUAAAUGAAUUUGAAACAAUAUUAAAUAACAAAGAUUUAAAUGUAGAAAGCAAAAUUGAAUUAUUUUAUUCUAAAUUAAAUAGCAGUAUAUUUGACAUAUUUAGGAUUGUAGCUGAUUAUAACAGUUUAUAUGUUAUAAAUGGGGAAGGGAUAAUAGUAUAUGUUUGCAUGUUACUAUCAAAGUUUUUUUUAUUUAAAAAUGAAGAUGAUCAAAAUAUACUUUCUUUUAAUAAUUCUUUAAAUAUUAGUAGUGUAAUUUAUUAUAUAGAGAAAGUGUUACAUGAUUUCUCAAUAUGUAAUUCAAGUUUUCAUAUAAUAUUUUUUAAUAUAUUUAACAUAUUUUUUAAAAGGGAAACAAAGCUAUUUGAAAAUUAUAAUUUAAUAAGAAAUACUUUUAUUCUUCAUUGUAAAAAAAAUUUAAUUCCAUAUUUCAUAUUUGACAAUUGGUAUAAUGACAAUAAUUAUAAUUUUUAUUUAAACAAAUAUAAACCCUUAUUUAUGUUUGUUGAAGAUAGUUCUUCUUUUUUAUACUCUUUUAAUAAAUUUUAUGUAAGUGAUAUUAGUAGCGAUGAUUUUUUAUAUAGAAUUAAAACAAUUAAGGAUGAAGAGAAAAAGAUACAAAAAGAAAAAAAUUAUGAGGAAUAUUUAAAAAAGAAAAAUAUAUAUGAUAAAUAUAAUGAAGAAAUUAGAGAAAUAUCCAUGUGCUUUUAUUUUCUUUUAAUCAAUAAUAUUUUAAGAGAUAUGAAAUGUGUGUUCUUUUUUAAUUUAGAAUCUGAAAAAAACACUAUAAAUGCCUUUUCAAUAAAUUAUACAGGCAUUAAUUUUAAAAUAGUUGAAAGAAUGAAUGAGGAAUCUUCGGAAUUUUUUAAUUUAAAAUAUUAUAAUAAACCUGAAAUAAAGGAAAAAAAAGAAAUGAUGAAUGAAAUGAAUAAUAAUAAAGAGAACAUUAUGUAUUUUAGUUCACAAGAUAUAAAAGAUUAUGAUUUACUAUAUAAAGAUGAAGAAAAUUUCAGUGAAAAAGAAAUAGACAUAGCGAAUUCAUUUGAAAAACUAAUAAAUAUUAACAGUAUUAAUUUAAAAGAUAUAGUACUAAAAAUUUUUUAUGAUAAAAAUAAAGAAUUUAUAGAAUCUGACAAUAAAAGGAAAGAAUAUUUUUUUUUAAUUUUAAAGCUUCUUUUUAUGCAUAAUUAUUUAAUUGAAAAGUUAAAUAUGAAAAAUCUGUGUACAUAUGAUUCACAAAAUCCAUGUGCAUCAGAAAUUAUAAAAUCAGCUGUAGACUCAUAUGUAAGUAUGUACUUAAGUAUUUAUAAUUUUAUUUUGAGAAUUCUACAGAAUGAUACUUACUGCAACGUUUUAAAGAAUGUAAAAAAUUCUGAUAUACUAAAUUUUUUUAAUGCUUCAAUUUUUCAUAAUUUAAUAAGUUUCAUUUAUUUUAAAUUAAAUCAAAAUACAUUUGUAAUUGAUUAUGAAGAUUUUAAUUUUGAGAGUAGAGAUUUUUUUGAAAAACAUUUUCAGAAUAUAUCUGAUGGCAGUAUAUCUUUUUUUCCGGUUGAUUUUUCUUUUUUAAAAGAUGAUAUAAAAUUUUCGCAAAAACACAAAUUAUGUGAUUUUACGAAUGGUUUGAAUAAAAUGAAUGACAAUACUAAUGAAGUUGAAGAAUUAAAUGAGAAAAAAUCAGCUGAUAUAAGUAAUGGGAAAAAUGAAUUUAGAAAAAAAGAAAAUUCCAAAUAUCGUGACGUUGUUUCUAUUAAUUUAAAUAAAGUUAAAAAUGAAUUUAUAGAAACUUUUUUUUCUUUGAAGGAUUUAGUAAAUGAUCAUGAAUUAGAAGAUGAUAAGAAAAUAUACCUUAAAAUUAAUUUUUUAAAUAAAUGCUUAGGACAUGAUAAUGAAUUUUUUGAAUCUUCUGGAAUGCUACAUAUUUCAGAAAGACAGAGCAUAAUGGAUAUUUUUAGGAGUUACAUGAAAUUAUCAUCUAGCAACAUAAAUAAAUUAAAAGAUAAUAAAAAGGAUGAAAAAUAUAUCUUAAGGUAUCAACAGAAAGAAGAAAGAAGAAAAGCAAUAAUUGCAAAAUACUUUUAUAUUAAUUCAUUGCACCAUCCUAUAGUUAUAUCCGAAAAUCAUCCAUGGUUAAAAUAUUACUUCCAUCAUAUAGAAAAGUACUAUUGCAAUUUAAAAGAUGAAGAAAAAAAAAAAUUUAUAUUAUCUAAAAUGAAAAGGUUAUUUUAUAUCUCAAUUGAAGAAGAUAGUGAAGAAGAUGAUAAAAAGAAAGAAGAUAAAAUUUUUGAAAUUGAGGAUAAUAUAGAUGAAGAGAGUGAAAUAGAAACUGAAUCAAAUAUAGAUGUAGAUAAUAAGGAUUCUAGUAAAAAAUUACAUAAAGAAAAAAUAAAAAAAAAUACAAAAACAAAUAUGAACUCCUUAAGAAAAAAAGAUGAAAUAUUAAAAAAAAAGGAAUUAACAAAUGAAAAAAAAACGUAUGAAGUAGAUUUAGAACGAUAUAAUGUAUUGGAGUCAAAAGUUAAUAAGUUAAGUAGUGACAAUAAUUAUGAAGAAAUGAAUACAUGGUCUCUUGAUAUAAUAUCAGGAUUUAACAGAUUAGUAGAUGUUUACAAUUUUAAUAACAUUACGAAUUUAAUUAAAAAUGUUGAUCUUCAAAUAAAAAUUAGUAUGAAAGUUUUAAAUAGUAUGUUUGGAAUAAUAAUGUAUACGAAAUUAAAAAAUUUGAAGAGUAAUAAACAAAAAUCAGAUGCAAUUAAAAGCGUUAUAUUAAUUUAUAAGUUAACUAAUGAAAUUUUUAACAAAUACAAGGCAAAUUUAAAAGAAAAAGAUAUUUUACAACUACAAACAGUCUUGUUAUCCCUAGGUUUUAAAAAUAGUAGUUAUAACUUAUUUGAAGAAUAUGUAAAAAUAAAAAAGCAAGCUAUUGAUGAAUCAAAAGAUGACGAAGUAGAAGAAAAGAAUAGUACUAAUAAAAAAAAUAAAAUAAAAGGAAAGGAAAAAAUUAAGCUAAAAGAUCAAAAUAAAAUAAAAAAAGGAAAUAAGAAUAAAGUAUGUGACGAUGAUGAUAAUUCUUCAACUACAUCAUGUAAGUCUCCUGAGUUAAAAAAAAUCAAAAGAAAAGAAUUAGAUGAAAUAUAUAAAUACAAAAUAAAAGAAGUAAAAAAUUUUAGUGAAUUAAAAAUCGAUGAGAAAAAGGAGCAUGAAUUUCAAUUAUAUUAUAUGUAUUAUUUAUUAGAUAGAACAACGGGUAAUAUAAUAGAUAAACGUGUAUUAUUUACUUUAGAUACAUGGCAAUAUAAUAUUUUAAAUUUAGUGGAUAGAAGAAAGAGUAUUUUAGUUUCUUGUCCCACAAGUAGUGGUAAAACUUUCAUUUGCUAUUAUGUAAUGGAUAAAGUGCUAAGAUUAAAUAAUGACAGUGUAGUUGUAUAUGUAGCACCUAAUGAUACUUUGGCUUUACAAAUAUAUCAUGAAGUAAAUGGAAGAUUUAGCACAAAAGGUUAUUCAAAAUAUAGUGGAAAUAAAUUAUGUUCAUAUAUGACUGAUAAAUAUGCUGAAGAAAAGGCAUUAGAUGCUCAAAUAAUUAUUAUUUUACCAAGUGUCUUAGAGAACAUUUUAUUAUCUUAUUAUUCUUUUAAUGAUUCAUAUGAAAGCUUAAAUGUUUCAAAAUUUAUCAGUAAAAUAGAAUAUAUAAUUUUUGAUGAAAUUCAUUGUAUAGGAGAUAAAGAAUUCUACGGUACACAAAUUGAAAAUAUUAUUCAUUUAAGUAACUGCCCCUUUUUAGCAUUAUCAGCUACAAUUGGUAAUAUAAAGUAUUUUUACUCAUGGUUAAAAAAUGUUUUAGUUAAAAAAGGAAAAAGCUCGAAAGAUCUCCAUUUAAUAAAAUUUUAUGAAAGAUAUUCUGAUUUAAUUUUAUAUGUAUACACAAACAAAAAUUUACAUCAUUUAAAUCCAUUGGCUUGUUUAAAUUUUAGGGAUAUAUUAUAUAAAGGUAUUAGUAAAGAUUUUUAUUGUAAUCCUCGAGAAAUAUAUGAAAUUGUAAAAAUAUUAUUUGAAUUAGCAAAAAAAAAAAAUUUUUAUAAUCUUGUAGAAUUUUUGGAGCCAUCUUUUUAUUUUCAGUAUACUAGAUGUAUAAAUAAAAAACAGUUUAUAUAUUAUAUGCAUAGUGUAAAAGAAACAAUAGUUUAUUUAAUACAAAAUAACUAUAUUAAUAAUUCAGAUUAUGAUAUGCUUAUACAUUUACUGUUGUCUAAUUAUAUGAAAAAUACUGAAUGCAUAAAAAAAGAAAAGUCAGAGGAUAAUGCAAAAGAAGACGAUGAAAAAAAUAAAAGGGAGUUAUUAAAUGAUAAUAAUACUACCAAACAUUUAUAUAAAAGUACAAAAAAUGAAAAUGUUCCUAAGCAGCAACUUUUUCAAGAAUUAUAUAAAAAUGCUAUAUUAGACGAAAAUUUUUUCCUAAAUAAAUCCAAUGAUUUAGUGAAAUAUACGGAAACUGUAAAUAUUGAACAAGAAUAUUUGAAUAGUGAUAAAUUAAUUGAGCUUUUGAAGAAAUUAGAGGAUAUUAAUUUUUUGCCAUGUAUUGUAUUUAAUUUUGAAAGAAAAGAAUUAGAAGAUAUGACUAUAAAUUUAAUUAAUGAAUUAAUGAAAAGACAACAUGAUAAAUAUUAUGGAGAUGACGAAAAAACUUUUAACACAAAAAUGGAAAAUAAAUUAAGACAAGAAAAAUAUGAAAAUUUAUUAAAGCAAAGAGAAAUGCUAUUAAAAAUUAAAACUGUAUCUAGAAAUCAAAGAAUAGAACAGGAUAUAGAUAAGAAAUAUUUAGAUAUGUUAAAUGAAGAUGAAAUUCCUGAACCUCCCCUUGAUAUUUCGGAAGAAUAUGAUGGAGACUUCUAUUUUUGUAAUAGAAAAGUUUAUUAUAAUUACGUAUCUGAAAUUGAAGAUUUAAUUAAAGAUGCAGAAAAGGCAAUUGAAGGAAGAAAAUACAAAUCUAUAUUAAUUGAAGGUUUAAAAAGGGGAAUAGGAUUGCAUUAUGAAGUAUUGCCAUAUAAAUUUACUAUUAUAGUUGAAUCAUUGUUUAGGUUAGGAUAUAUUAAAAUUAUUUUUAGUAAUAAAAAUUUAUCACUAGGUAUUAAUAUACCAUGUAAAUCUAUUAUUUUUGCUGGACAUACAUUAGAAUUAAACUCUCUUAUGUUUAAACAAACAUCUGGUAGAGCAGGAAGGCGUGGUUUUGAUUUGUAUGGUAAUAUUAUCAUAUGGAACAUUAACUUUAAAAAUUUAAGAAGAUUAAUUAUAUCUCCUUUGCAAACAUUAUCAGGAUCGUAUUCUGUAAAUUUCACAUCUAUUUGCAGAAGUAUGCUAUUAUAUAAUUGUUUGAAAAAAAAAAGAGAAAUAGAAGAUAGUAAUAGAAAUAAAUCAAUUGCUAAUAAACCUAAUAAAAAAAAAAAAAAGGACAUUACAUUAACAGUUGCUGAAAAAGAAGAGAUUUUUGAAAAAAAUAGAAGUAUUAAUGUAAAUUAUUUUAGUAGAAUCAAUGGAAUAUUAAGUAUUUUUUACAAUUCAUUGUAUUAUAUAAAUUCUUUUCAGGAGGAAAUUUAUAAUAAUAAAUCAAAAAAAGAAUUUUCUAAAUGCAAUAAUUUAAAAAAAAGAGAGUUAAAUAAUAUAAAUAAAGAAUCAAUAAUUCAACAAGAUGGAAAUAUAAAAAAUGUUAGCACAUACACUACUACCUCUAGUUUAAAUAAUAAUGUACAUAAUGAGGUAAGAAUAAACUGUACUCUUAACGGGGACGUAAUAAAUGGAGAUAAUGAUAAUGUUAAUAUAGAAGAAAAGGAGUAUAUAAAUUUCAUAGAAAAUGAAUUUAAUCAAUAUAAAGAAAAAAAUGCAUUAUCAAAGUUUAUUAAUAGAAAAUAUGAAUAUAACGAAUUAUUAUAUGAAUUUAUAACAAAUAAGCAAAAAAAUAAAAAUAAUUGUGAUAAUGAAAAGAAAUUAAAAGAAUUAUGCUUUAUGAUAAAAACUCAUUUUCUUAUGUUUAUAAAUAUUCUUAUUGAAAUUGGAGCUCUCGAUGAGGAAUGUAAUAUAAUUAAUUUAACAGAACUAUCUAUAUUUUUAAAAAGAGAGUGUGAUAACAAUUUAAUUUUAACUUAUAUAUUAAUAAAAAAAGUUGUGCAUAAUGCCAUAGGAGAUAGCACAUUUUUGUCAUCUUCUACAUCUGUUCCUUUAAAUAAAAUAAUUGAUUGUAUAACAUAUGAAAAAAAUUAUUCUCGUAAUAUAAUUGUAGAUGAUUUAUCAAGAAGCCAAUUUAUAUUAUUAUUUAUUCUGUCUCAUUUUAUUAAUAAAAUAAAAGAAAAUAAAAUAUCUUUAGUAAAAGUGCUAAUAAAUUAUAACCAGAAGAAUAAAUUAGAAUUAUUUAGUUCAGUUUAUUUUCCUUUAUUACAUGAAUUACCCAAACCUAUACAAAAGUAUAUAAAGAAUUUUGAAAAUAUUGUAUUAAAAUAUUUAAUUAAUUAUUCUUUAAUAAUUUUAAUUAAAUUUAAUUUGUUGAACAAAAAAAAAACAUAUUUAUUACCAUAUACACAGUUGUAUAUUUUUGAUCAGCACCCAUCACUUAGUUUAAAUGAAAUUUUUUUUAAAAAUCAAUCAUCUUAUUUUAACUAUUAUCUCUCAAAGGUACAUAAUUACAAAGUAAGAUCUCCAUUUUUAGCAUCAUUGUACAAGUAUGACGAUUUUGAAAAUUUAGAUGAAUUACUUUACACAUCGUUAAAUGAUUUAGAAAUAAAAAAGAAUAUGAUUCCGGAUAUAAUGGAAAAUUGUGUUUCAUUUUAUAAGUUUGAUGAUGGAUUAAUAAAAGAGGAAACAAUUAAUUUAAAAAAUUCAUAUAUUUUAGAUUAUUAUUUACAUGGAAAAGAUGAUAUGAUAAGAAAUAAAAAUAACUUAGGUCAAUAUACAUGGUAUAUAUUGGAUAGAUUUAUUCAUUCAUUAAAGAAUAUAGAACAUUUCUUUUACGAAAUAAAAAAGGAAAGACUUAUGUUAUCAUCAGAUGUUUUUUAUACAUCUUUGAAUACAUUAAAAGGGGUUUUAGAAAAAUAUUUUAAAUCAAUUAAUUCUAUACAUAUAAAGAAAGAAUAA